AUGUCGGGAUUCGAUGACUCGUUCAGUACCCCAGAUACCCACGUAUCCUUCACCCCUCCGGCAGCUUUGAUAUCGGGGUUCUCUAGCUUGCCGUACACCCCUGAAACCGGCUACAGCGUCUCGUCUCCGGUGAAGGCAGAAGAGAUUGUGGUUGACGAAACGACAGGGCCGACUCCUUCGCCGUGCGAAGAUCUCCCAGUGGUGGAGGGUGACCAGGGCGGAUCUCCGACUGAAAUAAACCACGAUGUGUGUUUUGGUGUGAUUUUGACGAAAACUGUGUCAUCAAUGGAGUCCCGCAAUGAAAAAAUGACAGCUCUUACCGUGGCCUUACUCGGCAACGUCCUCAAGCUAUCAUUUCAGGACACCGGAAAGUAUGCGGGCCUCAUCACCUCUGAGCCGCUAGGACAGCUCGUGAGAGACUUCUCGGUUUCACUCACAGCACGCAUACACCCGGCCGAGCGCCAACCUGAGAAGAAGUCAAAGAAGGUCGAAAACAAAAACAGGUCAAAGACGAACGUCGACUCUCUAGGAGUGGAAGUCCCCGUUCGAGUUGUCGUCCAUGGCCUCAUGACCGAGAAGGAUGUUGUGGCCCGCUUUCUGUCCGACCAUGACCUUUUUUUCCAACAUCCAUUUCAGGGCGAACUCGACGGUUCCGUCCCGUACUUCAACCCUCACUACCUGCUGCGUCCUGGCGCGGAGAUGCCCGAUCUGGGUCGUCUGUCAUUGCUCUGCGGCUCCACAAAUCGAACGCCAGCAGAGGUGCUCGAUGAUGUGUCCAAGGCCCGUCUGAUGCGUGUGUUUGAUCUGGCCUACGACCCGGGAGAAUCUAUGGAAGCCAAGCCAAGCCCACGGCUCAAGACCACAUUGAAAAGACACCAACUUUCGGCGUUAGCGAUGAUGACGGAGAAGGAAUGUGGCGUCAUCGAUGACGCAAAGUUCCCAACUCUUUGGGAGAAGCUGACUGAGGAUAAUGCAUGCUAUCGGUAUCGGCACCGCAUAACUGGAAGCAAAGAGGACCGUCCAUGGAGGCAGAGUGGUGGACUACUAGCCGACGAAAUGGGCUUGGGAAAAACGUUGAGUGUUUUGGCACUAAUCUGCUGGUCCCUGGAUUCGAGCAACCUGGCGAAGAAUGGGGAUCAAGCUGAGACCGAUGCGCCUCCUUAUGCGACACUUGUUGUGGCUCCAAAGUCAACUCUGCCUGGAUGGCAAGAGCAAAUCAAGCGGCAUGUCCGCAAAGGUCAGCUCAAAACGAGUGUGUUUCACAGCUCAAACAGAGGCAAGAAGUCUUGCAUGAUGCGCCGAAGCGACGUUGUCUUCACCACAUACGAAACCCUGCGGUCAGACUGGCAGGGACAGCGUCUUCUUUAUUCAAAGCCCUGGCUGCGGGUGAUUCUCGAUGAGGCCCAUCACAUACGCACUCGAUCAACACAGGUAUUCCAAGCGGCGUGUGCCAUUAAUGCAGAGUUUCGGUGGUGCCUCACCGGGACUCCCAUCCACAACUCUCUCGACGACUAUGGCGCCCUUGUCAGUUUUAUCGGCGUCCGGCCUUUCUCCAUCAAGUCUGUCUUUGACUCCUGGAUCGUAUCUCCGCUGAAGAGAAAGCAUCCCGGUAGCAUGCGAAACCUCGAAGACCUCGUGAAGGCGACAUGCCUCCGCCGGACGAAAACCCAAGUCGAGGGCCACCUCCCACUCCCACCACGCCUCGACCGGGUCGAGUGGAUUGACCUCAGUCCCCCGGAUAGGGAACUCUACGAAUACUUCAAGGCCAACACAGCAAGUGUUGCAUCAGGGAUGGCGACACAAAGGGGUUACCGAAAGAAGGAAGACAACAUCAUCUGCCUCAUCAACAUCCUACGACGCAUCUGCGGGCAUGGCGAGAUGCUCCUUCCAGAGUCGGCUCUUAGAGCUUGGAGGGAGCGGCAGAACGACUCUAUUGACUGGCAGACGAUGCAGAAAUGGCGUGGGAAGCAGUGUGAUCUUUGCGGACAGGACGCAGCCGCCGGAGACGAAUCAUCUUCAGCUUCGCCAGAUGCACGAUUUCUCUGUCGACAUGUCCUUUGCCCGGAUUGUUCAAUGGAGCGUGAGGAGGAGGAUGAGGAGGAGAGGCGUGACACCACCGCUUGCCCCGUCUGCAGUGCUGGUCCGGUUAAAGCAACAGCUCCAUCAGAGACGCCGGCAGGGGUUGAGCUGCAACGCCGCCCUGUCAUGUCGUCAAACAAGAUCCUGGCGCUAGUACGCAACAUUUGCAAGGAGCAGCGGUCACAAUCAGGAGAUUCCGUCACAAAGAGCGUUAUAUUCAGUUCCUGGACCAAGAUGCUGAAUCUGGCGCAGCAUGCCCUUGAGGAAGCAGGAUUCUCGGUGGCUCGUAUUGACGGCCAGAAGAGUCUCCUGGAACGGGCUCGUGCCAUAUCCAGGUUCGGCGAGGACCCAGGAUGCACGGUCAUGUUGGCCACUAUUGGCAGCGCCGGAGAAGGCAUUGAUUUGACACCUGCCAAUUGUGUCCAUCUGCUCGAGCCACAUUGGAGUCCAAUGGCGGAGGCACAGGCCGUGGAUCGGGUACAUCGCAUCGGACAGAGUCGACCAGUCAAGGCGACACGCUACGUGACCCGUGAAUCUGUCGAGACCUACGUGCAAUGGGUUCAAAAUCAGAAGCUACAACUCAUCAAUCAGUCUUUGGCAGUAGGAAUGGGUGAGGAGACGCAAACGGACAUCGAUGAGCAACGCUGGAGAAAACUGCAAGAGUGCCUGGCUUGUAUCAGAAGCCCUUAG
Dichotomopilus funicola is the source of this 2769-nucleotide messenger RNA. RefSeq names its product SNF2 family N-terminal domain-containing protein. Gene Ontology annotation, cellular component: nucleus. The coding region runs from base 1 to 2769 and encodes 922 amino acids. The record is from RefSeq and is a predicted model, not a curated record. The transcript has 12 exons. NCBI's taxonomy places the organism in Eukaryota, Fungi, Ascomycota, Sordariomycetes, Sordariales, Chaetomiaceae. Gene Ontology annotation, biological process: DNA repair. Gene Ontology annotation, molecular function: ATP binding; ATP-dependent chromatin remodeler activity.